This is a messenger RNA of Oncorhynchus keta (chum salmon), 7393 nucleotides long. RefSeq names its product collagen alpha-1(VIII) chain-like. The transcript has 3 exons. The coding region runs from base 94 to 2370 and encodes 758 amino acids. NCBI's taxonomy places the organism in Eukaryota, Metazoa, Chordata, Actinopteri, Salmoniformes, Salmonidae. The record is from RefSeq and is a predicted model, not a curated record. Gene Ontology annotation, molecular function: protein binding.
GUUCGGAGCUCCUAUCCCAGAGCUUUUCUCUGUCCGUCUGUCUGUCUGCAGUGAUUAUUCCCCCUUUACAACAGCCACUCACUGAGAAAGGCCAUGGCCGUGCCUUCUCUCUCAGCCCCUCUCCUCGUGGCUCUGUUUCACCUUGCAGUACUACCUCUCGUUCACGCGGGGGUAUACUACGGACACAAGCAGCACCAGCAGCACCCCCAGCAGCAACCCCAGCAGCACCAGCCUAUGCCACACCUGUCCCACAUGGGCAUGGGCAGCAAAGAGCAGCACCCUCAGCAGCAGUGGCCAGGAAAGGACAUUCCCCACAUGCAGUACCCCCAUUACAGAAAAGAGAUCCCCCAGAUGCCCAUGCACAUGGGCAAGGAGUACCCCCGCAAAGGUGUGGUAGUCAACAGUGGACAGGACAAAGGUCAGACCAUCCCCAGUGGGGCUGUGGGAGGUCUCCCUGGAGGCCUGGCAGGAGAGCAGGGCCCAGCUGGGCCUGCAGGACCUGAGGGACCCUCUGGGCCACCAGGUCCUCCUGGGGUAGGACAGCCAGGAGGUGAAGGAAAACCAGGCUCCGCUGGUCCCCCAGGAUUCCCUGGUGUAGGCAAACCAGGACUCCCGGGAAUUCCAGGCAAGCCAGGGAGCAUGGGAGACCCAGGUGUACCUGGAGAGCUGGGCCCCAGUGGUGGAGACGGUCAUAUGGGGCAGCCAGGGCCUCAGGGCCCCCCUGGUCCUCCAGGUCUCCCGGGGAUAGGAAAACCAGGGGUUGGGGGGUUACCAGGACAACCAGGACCCAAGGGGGAGCCAGGACAUAAGGGCCUACCGGGACUACCAGGAUUACCAGGACCCAAGGGUGACAAGGGAAUUGGACAGCCAGGACAGCCAGGCCACAAAGGGCCAGCAGGACCCCCUGGACCUCCAGGCCAGGGAGGGAUGCCCGGUGUGGGCAAGCCUGGAAUGAAUGGCAUAUCGGGGCCACCAGGAGGACCAGGGAAACCAGGCCCUCCUGGAGAGCAGGGGCUGGCUGGACCAGCAGGAGAGGGUGGCGAGACCGGUCCACCAGGGUUGCCAGGCCAGGGAAAACCAGGCCAGAAUGGUCUGCCUGGACAACCAGGCAUGCCUGGUGGGAAAGGGCACCCAGGCCCUCCAGGUUUGCCAGGGAAGCCUGGAUUGCCUGGAUUUGGAAAACCAGGAUUCCCAGGACCCAAGGGAGAUAAAGGGAUGGGUGGGAUGCCCGGAGGCCCAGGACCAAAGGGAGACAAAGGCCAUGGAGGACUUCCAGGUGUGAUUGGACCACCUGGGCCAAUCGGACCAGCUGGUCCCCUUGGCCCUAUGGGACCCCCUGGAGGUCUUGGCCAACCAGGGGCAAAAGGAGAUGCUGGAGAGGGAGGGCAAAAGGGGCUGCCAGGUGGCCAGGGUGAGCCUGGUCCUCCUGGACUUCAUGGUCAGAAUGGCUUCCUUGGAGAGGUAGGAGAGCCAGGGCCAAGGGGUCCCGCUGGGCCUGUAGGACCCCAAGGGGAAGGCGGACACAAAGGGUUACCAGGCGCCCCUGGCAUUCCAGGCCUAUCUGGGCCAAAGGGAGAGGGAGGACUUCCAGGAGAGAAGGGUCCCCAAGGCCCUAAGGGCAUUCCAGGUCUGGGAGGUGCAGGUGGGCCGAUCGGACCUCCUGGUGCCCCUGGGUCUAAAGGUGACAGCGGAUUACCUGGUCUUCCCGGCGUUGAGGGUAACGGAAACCCAGGUGUCCCUGGUCCUCUUGGACCUCCAGGUAAAGAAGGUCCUGGAGGACCACCAGGAAAUCCAGGCCAGCCAGGUCUACCUGGUCCCCCAGGCCCACCCGGACCCCCCACCCUCUCCCCUAACAUGGGAGCAGUCCUCACUGAGAUGGGUAUUCCUCCUGUGCUGGAUGGAGUCAAGACCACCGGCUAUGGCAAGAAGGGUAAAUAUGGAGGAAACAGUGGAGAAGUAAUGGGUAACGGCCUGGAGAUGCCUGCGUUCACGGCUCUGGUGACCACACCCUUCCCACCAGUGGGCACGGCUGUGGUGUUCGACAAGAUCCUGUACAACGGCCGUCAGAACUACAACCCCCAGACAGGCGUGUUUACCUGUGACAUGCCCGGGAUCUACUACUUUGCCUACCACGUCCACUGCAAAGGGGCCAACGUGUGGGUGGCGCUGAUGAGGAACGAUGAGCCUGUGAUGUACACAUAUGACGAGUAUAAGAAGGGAUUCCUGGAUCAGGCGUCGGGGAGCGCAGUGUUGCCUCUACAGCCCGGGGACACCGUGUACCUCCAGCUACCCUCGGACCAGGCCGCAGGACUAUACGCUGGCCAAUACGUCCACUCAUCCUUCUCUGGGUACUUGUUGUACCCUAUGUAGCAACAACUAUAGAGAGGAAGAGACAGUGACAGAGGGAGAAAAUGUUGGAGAAAUUUAAGCAUUGUUUAUAGAAGUCUUUAAAUGUGUAUGUUUUUUUUUAAAAACAUCAACUAUCUGUUGAGAUUGAUGCUGUUGAGAUCGACGCUGUUGAGAUCGACAGCGAUGGGAGGACGCGUCGCACAGUCCCUGGGAAAAUCUGAGAGAGGAGUGUGUAUGUGUGUGAGUGAAUGUACAUAUAUGCAGUUUUUAUAACCAUUUAUGUUGUGGUACAAAGAUUUCUGUAUCUAUGUACCGCUCUUAAGAGUGUUACAACGUUACAACACUGCAUUAAAAGAUGCCAUUACAUCAACAGAGUUCACAUAUUGUGAAAUGUAGUCAUAUGUACAGUUGAAAUCGGAAGUUUACAUACACCUUAGCCAAAUACAUUUAAACUCAGCUUGUCACAAUUCCUGACAUUCAAUCCUAGUAAAAAUUCUCCAUCUUAGGUCAGUAAGGAUCGCCACUUUAUUUUAAGAAUGUGAAAUGUCAGAAUAAUAGCAGAGAGAAUUAUUUAUUUCAGCUUUCAUCACAUUCCUAGUGGGUCAGAAGUUUACAUACACUCAAUUAGUAUUUUGUAGCAUUGCCUUUAAAUUGUUUAACUUGGAUCAAACAUUUCAGGUAGCCUUCCACAAGCUUCCCACAAGAAGUUGGGUGAAUUUUGGCCCAUUCCUCCUGACACAGCUGGUGUAUCUGAGUCAGGUUUGUAGGCCUCCUUUUUCCGUUCUGCCCACAAUUUUUCUAUAGGAUUGAGAUCAGGGCUUCGUGAUGGCCACUCCAAUACUCCAAUACCUUUGUUGUCCUUAAGCCAUUUUGCCACAACUUUGGAAAUAUGCUUGAGGUCAUUGUCCAUUUGGAAGACCCAUUUGCGACCAAGCUUUAACAUCCUGACUGAUGUCUUGAGAUGUUGCUUCAAUAUAUCGUCAUAAUGUUCCUUCUCAUGAUGCUAUUUUGUUUAGUCCCCCAGUCCUCCUGCAGCAAAGCACCCCCACAGCAUAAUGCUGCGACACCCGUGCUUUACUGUUGGGAUGGUGUUCUUCGGCUUGCAAGCCUCCCCCUUUUUCCAUAUCGAUGGCCAUUAUGGCCAAACAGUUCUAUUUUUGUUUCAUCAGACCAGAGGACAUUUCUCCAAAAAGUACAAUGUGCAGUUGCAAACCAUAGUGUGGCUUUUUAUGGCGGUUUUGGAGCAGUGGCUUUUUCCCUGCUGAGCGGCCUUUCAGGUUAUGUCGAUAUAGGACUUGUUUUUCUGUGGAUAUCGACACUUUUGUACCUGUUUCCUACAGCAUCUUCACAAUGUCCUUUGUUGUUGUUCUGGGAUUGAUUUGCUCUUUUCGCACCAAAGUAGGUUCAUCUCCAGGAGACAGAACGCGUCUCCUUCCUGAGUGAUAUGACGGCUGCGUUGUCCCAUGGUGUUUGUACUUGCGUACUAUUGUUUGUACAGAUGAACGUGGUACCUUCAGGCGUUUGGAAAUUGCUUCCAAGGAUGAACCAGACUUGUGGAGGUCUACAAUCUUGGCUGAUUUCUUUUGAUUUUCCCGUGAUGUCAAGCAAAGAGGCACUGAGUUUGCAGGUAGGCCUUGAAAUACAUCCACAGGUACACCUCCAAUUGACCCAAAUUACGUCAAAUAGCCUAUCAGAAGCUUCUAAAGUCACGACAUCUUUUUCUGGAAUUUUCCAAGCUGUUUAAAGGUACAUUCAACUUAGUGUAUGUAAACGUCUGACCCACUAGAAUUGUGAUACAGUGAAUUAUAUGUGAAAUAAUCUGUCUAUAAACAAUUGUUGGAAAUAUUACUUGUGUCAUGCACAAAGUAGAGGUCCUAACCGACUAUAGUUUGUUAACAAGAAAUGUGUGUAGUGGUUGAAAAACGAGUUUUAAUGAUUCCAACCUAAGUGUAUGUAAACUUCAGACUUCAACUGUAUGUAUCAGUUUAAUUUAAGGUGCUGCACAGACGAAUGUGGAAAGAGAUAUAUCUCUUGUAUUGCCACAGUGUACCAUGUGUUUUUUCUCAAGUCCCUACAUGUUCCUUUGCAAACUGGCAGCUGCCAUUAAUGAAACUGUGGCAAAGAAUGUAAAUUGAAUAACUAAAGAAAACAAAUGUAUUUCCUAGUAAAAUGGCACCUGCAAUGUGCUAUUACAGUACUUACAGAAAGGAAAACCAAUAGAGUUCAAGAUUCAAAUAAAGUGGUGCAAUGGUUUAUUUCACGUUUUAGUUUAGCUUUCUUGUUGUGUUUUUGAUUGAUUUGUUUGAUACUUUUUAAAAACUUUUGCAGACAAGCAUCAUGUGUGAUGUUUAUAAGGGUGAUUGUGUCGCAUUAAAUGGUUGGCAAAAUGAUGCAUUAUGGGUAUAUUAGUGUUGUGCACAGCAAUGCCUCUUGUGGUAAGUAAAGAAUAAGGCUCCAACAGACACUAUUGUACCCAAACAUUGGAAGACCACUGCUGUCCUUACAAACCCUUGUAUUACUGUAUGUGUCAGGUGUCAACUGAAUAAAGCAGUAGUGUUAUAAUGACAGUUAUGAAAAACAUUUGAACAAGACCCAGACCCUCAUUAAGAGGGGCCUAAACGUUUCUGUAAGUAACAGAUACAAUGAUAAUCAAUUGUGAUUCUUAUGAAUAACUUUUGAAGCUAAUUGAUCCCUCUUGGCUCAGUACAGAAUUGAAAUAAUCUGAUUAUAGGUACUCUAUGUGGAGGUUAAGAUUUAAGAAUAAUAAAUACUUUGAUGUCAAUCAGAGAACAUGAUGGCCAAACCAAACCAGGAGUAAGUGAGGAGACUUAUGGAAUUAGGUUUCCUUGUGGAGCCUAAAGAAUAAAGACAAAUGGUACGUUGGUAAAUUCCCUCUGGCUAUCUACUUCCAUUUCAGAGCACUCUCGUCUGAGUGUGCUGGAGCGCAGAAUAACUGAUGAAUUUACAAACGCUCAACAUUGAAUAUUGCCGGUGUAGCGACUGGGAGGCCCAUGGGGCUACGCACAAUUGGCCCAGCGUCGUCCGGGUUAGGGAGGGUUUGGCCGGCAGGGAUAACCUUGUCUCAUCGCGCACUAGCGACUCCUGUGGCGGGCCGGGCGUAAUGCACACUGACCAGGUUGCUAGGUGUGCGGUGGUUCCUCCGACACAUUUGUGCGGCUGGCUUCCGGGUUGAUUGCACGCUGUGUUAAGAAGCAGUGCGGCUUGGUUGGGUUGUGUUUCAGAGGAGGCAUGGCUCUCGACCUUCGCCUCUCCCGAGUCCGUAUGGGAGUUGCAGCGAUGGGACAAGACAGUAACUACUAACAAUUGGAUACCACGAAAUUGGAGAGAAAAAAGGGUUAAUUUUUUUUUUAAAUGUUACAAAGAAUAUGGCCGGUGUCAGUAAACGUUGUCAAAAAAGCGUAAUUAAAUUGUUGCCAGCAGCACAGUCACCAACGCUCUGGAUAACAUAGAAACAGCCUAACCAACUCUGCUAGGUCGGAGAAAAAUGUCAGAGAGAGGCGCUCUCUCAUUUAUGUCUGGAAUUAGCUUUAGCCAGUUAUCUUGGGUGCUCGACUGCAGUUGUGAGGUCACAACUCUCGGAUCAGCCCGACUCCUCGGCCAGAGUGUCCAGUGUGUGCACUGAACGCUUCGAGAGAGAUAUGCUCUGAAUUUACAAAUGGACAAUCUGACAACACUCUGAAUUUACGAACGGCCAGAUCACACUCGGAGCGCUCUCUGGCACUCCAGAGGGAAUUUACGAAUGGCCAGAUCACACUCGGAGCACUCUCUGGCACUCCAGAGGGAAUUUACGAAUGGCCAGAUCACACUCGGAGCGCUCUCUGGCACUCCAGAGGGAAUUUACGAAUGGCCAGAUCACACUUGGAGCGCUCUCUGGCACUCCAGAGGGAAUUUACGAAUGGCCAGAUCACACUCGGAGCGCUCUCUGGCACUCCAGAGGGAAUUUACAAAUGGCCAGAUCACACUCGGAGCGCUCUCUGGCACUCCAGAGGGAAUUUACGAAUGGCCAGAUCACACUCGGAGCGCUCUCUGGCACUCCAGAUGGAAUUUACAAAUGGCCAGAUCACACUCGGAGCGCUCUCUGGCACUCCAGAUGGAAUUUACAAAUGGCCAGAUCACACUCGGAGCGCUCUCUGGCACUCCAGAGGGAAUUUACAAAUGGCCAGAUCACACUCGGAGCGCUCUCUGGCACUCCAGAGGGAAUUUACAAAUGGCCAGAUCACACUCGGAGCGCUCUCUGGCACUCCAGAGGGAAUUUACAAAUGGCCAGAUCACACUCGGAGCGCUCUCUGGCACUCCAGAUGGAAUUUACGAAUGGCCAGAUCACACUCGGAGCGCUCUCUGGCACUCCAGAGGGAAUUUACAAAUGGCCAGAUCACACUCGGAGCGCUCUCUGACACUCCAGAGGGAUUUUACGAAUGGCCAGAUCACACUCGGAGCGCUCUCUGGCACUCCAGAGGGAAUUUACAAAUGGCCAGAUCACACUCGGAGCGCUCUCUGGCACUCCAGAGGGAAUUUACAAAUGGCCAGAUCACACUCGGAGCGCUCUCUGGCACUCCAGAUGGAAUUUACAAACGCACCCAAAGAGUAGAACAUUAAAAAAGAGAGGAAGAAGGGUGAAAAUGCCUUCCUGCAUGCCCCUCCCUCUCCUCCUCCGUCACCCAUGUCCCUAUAACUAACCCAUCUACCCUUCCCUCACCCACCUCCGCCCCUGCCCCCUACCCUUCUACCCCCCAGUGCCCCAGCACAAUACACAAUACAGACUGAUAACAAAAACAUCCUGCAGCAUUUAUCACUAUAAUGUAUUAUUUUGACUACUGACCUCCUGACUUUAAAUGUGCAGAAGUGGAAUAACAUGUAGUUAAAACUUUCUUUUUUUUUUAAUUGACUCCAGAUAUGAAUUCAGUUUCCUUUCUUUAUUUGGUGCUAAAGAUUCAGUAAACCAAAAUAAACCCUGAGUUUGAAUGUUUUUACUGUUAUUCUGUUGAUGUUGUUUAAAACAAUAAUAAAGAUGAUUUAACUAGAA